AUGGAUGAAAUGUUCGACCUCGACUUAGCUUUAUCAAUGCCAGAAGAGGAUUCAGCAACAGAGUGGAAUAAAUACAACCUUGAAGCUCAGUUUAGGGUGGAAGCUGCCCGGCACAUGGUGGAGGAGAUGCCGACGACGGCAGGCGGCGGCGGCGAAUGCACAGUGUGCAUGGAGGGCUUUGGGUCAGGCGGCGGCAGGGAAGUCCCCUGCGGCCAUGUUUUCCAUGAAAGCUGCAUUUUUCGGUGGCUCUCCAUCCAUAAUUCAUGCCCUUUGUGCCGCCGCGAUGUCUCCGCCUCUUAA
Salvia miltiorrhiza (redroot sage) is the source of this 300-nucleotide messenger RNA. RefSeq lists its product as uncharacterized. Gene Ontology annotation, molecular function: ubiquitin protein ligase activity. Gene Ontology annotation, biological process: ubiquitin-dependent protein catabolic process. The record is from RefSeq and is a predicted model, not a curated record. Lineage: Eukaryota; Viridiplantae; Streptophyta; Magnoliopsida; Lamiales; Lamiaceae. The transcript has a single exon. The coding region runs from base 1 to 300 and encodes 99 amino acids.